Messenger RNA from Drosophila erecta, 3886 nucleotides. It is a transcript of the gene pea, whose product is annotated as ATP-dependent RNA helicase DHX8. The record is from RefSeq and is a predicted model, not a curated record. Gene Ontology annotation, molecular function: ATP binding; RNA binding; RNA helicase activity. Bases 92 to 3814 code for a protein of 1240 amino acids. Gene Ontology annotation, biological process: spliceosomal complex disassembly; mRNA splicing, via spliceosome. Lineage: Eukaryota; Metazoa; Arthropoda; Insecta; Diptera; Drosophilidae. Gene Ontology annotation, cellular component: intracellular anatomical structure; catalytic step 2 spliceosome. The transcript is spliced from 2 exons.
AACAGCUGAUUGCGUUUUGUUGCAGCGGGAAAUUUUUCUGAAAUAUCCACAAAUUUUGGAAAAUUUAGCUGAAUUAGUACUCUCUGACGGCAUGGACGAGCUGCAGAAGUUGGAGUACCUUUCGCUGGUCUCGAAGAUCUGCACGGAGCUAGACAAUCACUUGGGCAUCAACGACAAGGACCUGGCCGAGUUUAUCAUCGAUUUGGAAAACAAAAAUCGGACAUACGAUGCAUUUCGCAAGGCUCUGCUUGAGAAUGGCGCCGAAUUUCCGGACUCCCUGGUCGAGAACCUGCAGCGCAUCAUUAAUCUUAUGCGCCCCAGUAAACCUGGCGGCGAUAGCCAGGAGAAAAUUGGCGGCGACAAGAAGGAAGACAAGAAAUCGCAACUGUUGAAAAUGUUCCCCGGCCUGGCUUUGCCCAAUGACACCUUUAGCAAGAAGGAGGAGAGCGAUGGCGAAGAGAAGGUGAAACCGGAUAAGCAUGCCGAAACGCACAAAAAAACCGAUAUGAGCGAUGUGGAUGCAGCUAUGAUGGAACUGGAAGCGCUUGCCCCCGGUGAGGGCAACACAGUGGUAAGACCACCUAAGGAAGUCGGUUCCAAGGACCGCCACAAGCGCAGAAGUAGGGAUCGAGACACAAAGCGACGCAGUAGAUCGCGGGAGGAUAGACACUCUGAUCGCCGCAGAAGCAGGUCGCGUGACAAAGAACGACGUCGACGAAGCAGAUCCCGAGAUAAUCGGCGCAGAAGCAGGUCCCGCGAGGAUCGCGAUCGAGACAGAGAGCGACGCCACAGGAGAUCAAGCUCAAGAGAUCGCCAUGAACGCCGAAGACGAAGUCGAUCUCGUUCCACAGAUCGUAGAGAUAGGAGAGAUCGAUCGAAGGAUCGCAGUGAAAAGAUGCCGCCACCGUCGGCCGCCAUGAGCGAUGAUCCGGAGGCGGGAAAGAUCUACUCCGGCAAGGUAGCUAAUAUCGUACCCUUUGGCUGCUUCGUACAGCUUUUUGGACUGCGGAAACGGUGGGAAGGCUUAGUACACAUCUCACAACUAAGAGCAGAAGGACGCGUAACAGAUGUUACGGAGGUAGUCACUCGGAAUCAGACUGUUAAAGUGAAAGUGAUGACAAUAACUGGCCAAAAAGUUUCCUUGUCAAUGAAAGAGGUGGACCAAGACUCCGGGAAGGAUCUCAAUCCACUGUCACACGCUCCAGAGGACGAGGAGUCUCUAAGAGAUCGAAAUCCAGAUGGUCCCUUUAGCAGCAGCACAUCGAUGCUGAAUCUGCAAGGUAAUGGUUUGGAUGGUGAUGAGCACGAGUCCAGGAAACGUGUGACCAGGAUCUCCAGUCCCGAGCGCUGGGAAAUCAAGCAGAUGAUUAGUUCCGGUGUGUUGGACAGAUGUGAGAUGCCUGAUUUCGACGAGGAAACUGGCCUAUUGCCGAAAGAUGAAGACGACGAAGCCGAUAUCGAAAUUGAGAUUGUGGAAGAGGAGCCCCCCUUCCUCUCCGGGCACGGUAGAGCCUUACAUGAUCUGUCUCCAGUGAGAAUUGUAAAAAAUCCCGAUGGCUCCCUAGCUCAAGCUGCCAUGAUGCAAUCGGCGUUGUCUAAGGAGCGUCGCGAACAGAAGAUGCUGCAGCGCGAACAAGAGAUGGAAGCUGUGCCUACGAGCCUCAAUAAGAAUUGGAUUGAUCCACUGCCUGAGGAAGAGAGCCGCAGCCUAGCGGCCAACAUGCGAGGAAUGGGUGCUGCUCCCGCUGAAGUUCCAGAAUGGAAAAAGCAUGUAAUUGGCGGCAAAAAGUCCUCAUUCGGUAAGAAGACUGAUCUGACGCUAGUGGAGCAGCGUCAGUCGUUGCCCAUAUACAAACUGCGAGAUGAUCUGAUCAAGGCGGUCACGGACAAUCAGAUCCUUAUUGUGAUUGGAGAAACAGGUUCAGGAAAAACCACACAGAUCACCCAGUAUUUGGGCGAAUGUGGAUUCACUGCUAGAGGAAAAAUUGGCUGCACCCAACCCAGAAGAGUGGCUGCCAUGUCGGUGGCCAAGCGUGUGGCGGAGGAGUACGGUUGCAGGUUAGGCCAGGAAGUAGGUUACACCAUCCGUUUCGAGGAUUGCACCAGUCCGGAAACCAUAAUUAAGUACAUGACUGAUGGUAUGUUGCUCCGUGAGUGCCUAAUGGAGGCGGAGUUAAAAAGUUAUUCGGUCAUUAUGUUGGAUGAAGCUCACGAACGGACGAUCCAUACGGAUGUGCUCUUCGGCCUGCUCAAGACAGCCGUGCAAAAGCGACCAGAACUGAAGCUAAUUGUCACAUCAGCCACCUUGGACGCGGUGAAAUUCUCGCAGUACUUCUUCAAGGCGCCAAUCUUCACAAUUCCCGGAAGAACCUUUCCCGUGGAGGUUUUAUAUACUAAGGAACCAGAGACGGAUUAUUUGGAUGCCUCUCUGAUUACAGUGAUGCAAAUCCAUUUGCGAGAACCUCCUGGUGACAUUCUGCUCUUCCUUACGGGUCAGGAAGAAAUCGACACGGCUUGCGAAAUCCUGUACGAACGAAUGAAGAGUUUGGGACCGGAUGUCCCUGAGCUGAUUAUUCUGCCGGUGUAUUCAGCAUUGCCAUCCGAAAUGCAAACGCGUAUAUUUGAUCCUGCGCCCGCUGGUAGCCGAAAGGUUGUUAUAGCCACCAAUAUUGCUGAAACUUCACUUACAAUCGAUGGCAUUUUCUAUGUGGUAGAUCCUGGUUUUGUGAAACAGAAGGUGUACAACUCGAAAACGGGCAUGGACUCCCUGGUGGUUACUCCCAUUUCACAAGCGGCAGCAAAGCAAAGAGCGGGAAGAGCCGGGCGUACUGGCCCAGGAAAAACCUACCGUCUUUAUACGGAACGUGCGUAUCGAGAUGAAAUGCUGCCCACUCCGGUGCCGGAAAUCCAGCGCACCAAUCUGGCCACAACAGUAUUGCAGCUGAAGACAAUGGGUAUAAACGAUCUGCUGCACUUUGAUUUUAUGGACGCUCCGCCUGUGGAAUCGCUGGUAAUGGCGCUCGAGCAACUACAUUCCCUCUCAGCGUUGGAUGAUGAAGGCCUGCUUACUCGGCUGGGCAGACGCAUGGCCGAGUUUCCCCUCGAGCCGAAUCUCUCCAAGAUGCUUAUAAUGUCCGUCGCUCUGCAGUGCUCCGAUGAGAUUUUGACUAUAGUAUCGAUGCUCAGUGUGCAGAACGUGUUUUACAGGCCAAAGGACAAGCAGGCACUGGCGGAUCAGAAAAAGGCCAAAUUCAAUCAGGCGGAAGGUGACCAUCUGACGCUGCUGGCCGUUUACAACAGUUGGAAGAACAACAAAUUCUCAAAUGCCUGGUGCUACGAAAACUUCGUACAGAUCCGAACCCUGAAACGCAGCCAGGAUGUGAGAAAGCAGCUGCUGGGAAUCAUGGACAGGCAUAAAUUGGAUGUGGUAUCCGCUGGAAAAAACUCUGUGCGAAUUCAGAAGGCGAUCUGCUCCGGUUUCUUCCGCAAUGCAGCGAAAAAGGAUCCGCAGGAGGGGUAUCGUACCCUCGUCGAUUCUCAGGUGGUUUACAUCCAUCCGUCGAGUGCGCUUUUUAAUCGCCAGCCAGAGUGGGUCAUCUAUCACGAGCUGGUGCAGACCACCAAGGAGUAUAUGCGUGAGGUUACCACAAUCGAUCCCAAAUGGCUGGUAGAGUUUGCUCCGUCAUUCUUCCGCUUCUCGGACCCCACGAAGCUAAGCAAAUUCAAGAAGAAUCAGCGCCUGGAGCCGCUGUACAACAAGUACGAGGAGCCCAAUGCCUGGCGUAUCUCUCGCGUCCGUCGACGUCGCAAUUAAUGGACUAAGCCCGAUCAUGUGUAUAAUUUUUUAUAUUUUAGGCGCUUAUAAUAUAAUUUAAGUUUAAACCUC